AUGUAUGGAAUAAACCAACGCUGUAUAUACAUAUCAUUUCAGUUUUUCAUGCUCUGGAGCCAUGCUAAGGGGGAGAAUCACCCGUCUCCUAAUUUUAACCAGUACGUGAGGACACAGGGCGCAGUGACGGACCAGGUCAGCCGCAGACAGGUCAGGAUUUACCAACUCUACAGCCGAACCAGUGCAAAACACGUCCAGAUUCAGGGCAAAAGGGUCACCGCCACAGCUGAGGAUGGCAAUGUCUACGCUCGCCUGUUUGUAGAAACAGAUACUUUUGGCAGCCGAGUCAGGAUAAAAGGUGCAGAAAGUGGACGGUACCUCUGUAUGAAUCGAAAGGGGAAACUUGUUGGAAAGCCCAGUGGUUAUAGCAGAGAUUGUAUCUUCACAGAGAUUGUACUGGAGAACAAUUAUACAGCUUUCCAGAAUGCCAAGUAUGAGAGCUGGUACGUUGCAUUUACAAGAAAAGGAAGACCCAUCAAGGCAUCCAAAACAAGAGAGAAUCAGAGGGAAGUCCAUUUUAUCAAAAGGCUACACACUGGUUCACCUCCCUUUCCAAAUGCUGACCAAAGCAAACAUUUUGAGUUCAUUCGAUUUCCAGCAAUUCGUCGCGCAAAAAGGAAUAAGACAUCACGUAAGUCGGCAGCAAAAAAAAAGUGA
Nerophis lumbriciformis (worm pipefish) is the source of this 657-nucleotide messenger RNA. The record is from RefSeq and is a predicted model, not a curated record. Lineage: Eukaryota; Metazoa; Chordata; Actinopteri; Syngnathiformes; Syngnathidae.